Messenger RNA from Labrus bergylta (ballan wrasse), 1653 nucleotides. Its product is annotated as E3 ubiquitin-protein ligase NHLRC1. Lineage: Eukaryota; Metazoa; Chordata; Actinopteri; Labriformes; Labridae. The record is from RefSeq and is a predicted model, not a curated record. Gene Ontology annotation, biological process: negative regulation of translation; proteasome-mediated ubiquitin-dependent protein catabolic process; protein polyubiquitination. Gene Ontology annotation, molecular function: ubiquitin protein ligase activity; translation repressor activity; protein binding.
GAGUGCCGGAUUGGCUGACUCGAGAGCUGCCCGUCUCGGAUCAGAUUUCACUCGGUUUGCAGACCAUGAAACACAGACGGAAAUAGCUGCCUCGUGCUGACCUAUAACAACAUGUUUUUGAAGUUUUUCAUGAUUUUUCUGCAGCCUGCAUCAGAUUACUGAACGGUCUCAGCAGGUUUAAGGGACAUCACAACAUUUCAGCCAUGGCCAACAGUCCUUGUCUGAGGGGUCCUGAUGGGAUUCUGAGAGCAAUCCAGAUCAAUUUACUGGAGUGCAAAGUGUGCUUUGAGAAGUUCAGCACUCAGCAGAGGGAGCGCAGACCACAGAAUCUUUCCUGUGGCCAUGUUCUCUGUCUGGAAUGCAUCACGACUCUAACCCACCCUCUCCUGAGAAAGCUUGAGUGCCCGUUUUGUCGACAGCUGUGCAGCAUCGACAGCACCUCUCACAGCCAGGUUCUUACAGAUCUGCAGGACCUCUUGUUGUCAUGGAGUCCCACAUCUUCAAACGGAGACCUUGGCUUUGCCACAGGCCUGACAUCUACAGCUCUGCACCUCUGCGCAGCUUUCGGCGGGUGGGGGGCUCUUAUCAACCCCACUGGGAUUGCGGUUUUUGGGUCUUCAGGGACAAUCGUGGUGGUGCAUGAUGGUGAGAAGAGGGUGGUGGUGUUCAGCCCACAGGGGAAGCAGCUGCACAGCUUUGGGCCAAGGGGUCGAGCAAUUGGUGAGAUUUUGUACCCUGUGGAUGUGGCGGUGACUCCCUGUGGUUACGUUGUGGUGACGGAUACAGGGGAUCAAGCUGUGAAGGUUUUUACUUCCAGAGGGAACCAUGUGUUGACAGUCAAAGGGUCCUUCCAGAUGCCCUGGGGAGUGGACACAAACAGCUAUGGGAACAUCCUGGUCUCAGACACCCAGGCUGGCACGCUAUCCCAGCUAAAAGUGGACUACACUCGUGGUCACGUUCUGGAGCAUCAACCAGUCGUUUUGGACCUCCAGUAUCCAAAAGCGGUGGCCUGCUGUCAGGUGUCUGGGAAUGCUGCAGUGUUGGAGCAUUUACCUGAUGAGAAGUAUCCUCAAAGGAUUCACCAAUACACACGAUUACGAGUGUUUUCAAGAGACUUCCACCUUCUUCAUCAGACAGAUACUUUCAGCCUGACCCUGCAGUCCACAGUGAGGAUCCACAUGUCAGGCCUAACCUUUGACAGAGAUGGAGAUGUGAUUGUAGUUGACUCCAAACAGGGAAUGAUUUGGAGUUUGGGGAAACUGCAGGAAGGCCAAGCCCUGAGUCCUCUUGUAGGAGACCUCAUCAGACCAACUGGACUGGUGUCACUGAAGCACAUGCUUGUCAUUCUGGACAGUGGAGACCAUACAGUGAAGAUUUAUUCUGCUAAAUCUGAUGCUUUGCUUAUCCCAUAGCUCAUACUUUAUAUGAUGGGCAUGGAUGUGAAAUGUUGCUCAUUGUCACAUAAAGUAAUGACAUGAAUGCAUGAUAUUAUAUUUAUAAAUACAUUUAAAAUGUAAAAUGUUUUAUAUGAUGGUAAAAAAUAGGGGUUCUGGAUCUGGAUUUUUUUAGUAUUUUGAAUCCUGGUAUUUUCAGUGGUUGUAGAUUAAGUAUAAGUGGUAUCAACAAGUAAAAUAAAUGUUUGUCAUGCUGUUA